AGAAAGUUUCAGAAAGGAACAAACUAAACUCAGCCGCGGACAGCGUCGGGAAUGAUCCUCCAGCGGCGCGGCACAUGUGAGCCGAGAGGCCACCGGUAACGUUUUUUUUUAAUUAUUAUUAUUAUUAUUAUUAGUAUUAUCUCAGAGGAGACGGGGAAAACGGCAGUGAGAAGAAGACGUAUACAGGAGACAUCUGAGAGCUGCCUGGUCAGAAGUGUCCUGUCACCGCGACGCGAUGGUCAGUCCGCCGGGAUUCAGCUGGUUCUUCCUGAGCGCCCUGCUGCAGGCUGUGGCACCCUGGGGUGCACACAGAGCGGACAGACCGAGGCAGUGCGACGCUCCCACGUCGCAAAGUGACAUGAACUCUUUCUUGUGGAGAGUAAACCGUGCGCCGCCUCACCCACCUUCCUACUUAUUCGGUACCAUCCACGUGCCCUACACACGAGUCUGGGACUUCAUCCCGGACAGGUCCAAGCAGGCUUUCCUCAACAGUCGCAACGUGUUCUUUGAGCUGGACCUGACCGACCCUCUGACCAUCUCCAAGCUGACAAACUGCCAGCUGCUGCCGCACGGCGAGAACCUGCAGACGCUGCUACCUCGGGACUUGUACCGCCGCCUCAAACGCCACCUGGACUACGUCAAACACAUGAUGCCUUAUUGGAUGACCGCCGACCAGCGCGGCCGCGGCCUGUAUGCCGACUACCUGUUCAACGCCAUCGCGGGGAACUGGGAGAGGAAAAGGCCAGUGUGGGUGAUGCUGAUGGUGAACUCGUUGACGGAGUGGGACGUUCGGUCCAGGGGGACGCCGGUGCUGGAUCUGUUCUUGGCUCAAGAGGCUGAGAGGAUUGGAAAGGUGACGGGGGCCGUGGAGCGGGUGGAGGAGCAGUGUCACCCCCUCAACGGGCUCAACUUCUCUCAGGUACUGUUUGCAUUGAACCAGACUCUGCUGCAGCAUGAAGGCGUGCGAGCAGGCAGCCUGCAGGGCUCCUACACCACCGAGGACCUCAUCACCCACUACAACUGUGGAGACCUCAGCUCCAUCAUCUUCAACCACGACACCUCGCAGCUGCCUCACUUCAUCAACAGCUCUCUGCCAGCUCAUGACCGCACCAUCGCCCUGCAGAUUGACAGCUACUUCCGCCAGGAGCUCAUCUACAAACGCAACGAGCGGAUGGCUCGCCGGGUGUCCGCCCUGCUGCAGAGAAACCCCAACCAGACAUACUUUUUUGCUUUUGGCGCAGGUCACUUCCUGGGGAACCACAGUGUGCUGGACAUCCUGAGGCAGGAGGGCUACCAGAUCGUCCACGUGUCCCCUGAUCACCAAGAGCCAGUCACAGAGAGCAAACCGGCUAAAGAGCCAUCAGCACGGUCCGGCGAGGAGGACGGCGACGCCAGCACGUCGUCUCCCGACAGCUGGCUGACCAGUCCAUCGGAGACGGAGCUGGAGCUGGACUACGGGGACAUCAUGCCCGGCCUCGGAGACGACGAGCUGCCUCACAUCCUGCUCCCCGACAGCCUGAGCCAGCUGGAGGAGUUCGGACGACUCAAGCGGCCUCGCAAAGCUCACCGCGGCCACGGGAGGCCCCGCCUCUUCAGCGACCUGUGGGUUCGCAUGGGGGAUAGCACUACUCCACCCCCUAAUGUGAGGAUAAUCAAUGGCUACGUGACAGUGGAGCCUCCGAGGACCCAUCAAGAGCAGCACAGACGGAUGGAGAUCUCCGCCACAGAGCGACAACCCAGCCCAGCUUCCUCCACCCAGCCCAGCCCGACCUCGGCCCAGCCGGCCUCCGUCCACCGCACGCUAACACUGUCUUGUAUUUUAGCCUGGCUGCUAACACACAUGCUGUUCACCUCCUGACCACGGGACAGCGUUAUCUCACAGACUAACACUGCAGACACUACUGCCUCCAUACCAGAGCAGUGGAAUGUGAUAAACAAGGAAUGAACGUCAACGCAUCGCAGAGAAGAGACGGAGGAGCUUGUCGGCCCUCCACCUAAAGGGAGGGAUCUGCUCCACCCUGCCGAAGUCUUCCCAAACUCGUCAAGUCUCAGAAAUGUGUGUGCUAAGCUCUCAGCUAGCAACGAAUGGACCGUGUUCUUCAAGCCUCGUGAAAGUAUUAUGGUAGAAUAACAAACACAUGGCACAAUGAAAACAUGUAAUGAGUUUGCGUGGUGGAACUUUCGACCUUAAUAAAAACUGUAAUACUGUAUAGAAAAGUAAAGACAUUAAUAAUGAGAUUAGGACAUACUAAUAACAGUUAUAACUCAGUGAUAAAUGAGUUGAAUGCGUUCAGUCGGACAGUACUGUGUAGGAGGUGGAGCGCUCUGUUGCCACUUUGUUUUUUUGUAAAUUGUGCAUUUUGUUCAUAAAGAAAUAUUGUAUAUUUAUUAUUUCUGGAAGAAAAGAGUAUAUUUUCUUGCU
This is a messenger RNA of Anoplopoma fimbria (sablefish), 2422 nucleotides long. It is a transcript of the gene trabd2b, whose product is annotated as TraB domain containing 2B. Gene Ontology annotation, biological process: negative regulation of Wnt signaling pathway. Gene Ontology annotation, cellular component: organelle membrane. Gene Ontology annotation, molecular function: metalloendopeptidase activity; Wnt-protein binding. The coding region runs from base 236 to 1858 and encodes 540 amino acids. The record is from RefSeq and is a predicted model, not a curated record. NCBI's taxonomy places the organism in Eukaryota, Metazoa, Chordata, Actinopteri, Perciformes, Anoplopomatidae. The transcript is spliced from 7 exons.